Kwoniella botswanensis is the source of this 3774-nucleotide messenger RNA. RefSeq lists its product as uncharacterized. The coding region runs from base 1 to 3774 and encodes 1257 amino acids. The transcript is spliced from 5 exons. The record is from RefSeq and is a predicted model, not a curated record. Lineage: Eukaryota; Fungi; Basidiomycota; Tremellomycetes; Tremellales; Cryptococcaceae.
AUGAACAAACGAGGUCCUUCCGGGCUGCCCUCAAAACCAUACAUGCAAAAUAAUGGUCCAGGACCUGCCCCCCCUCUUCCAACCGGUCCACCACCCCCUGUUCAAGCGCAACAGCAGUACUCUCAACAAGGUCAACCGAUAGACCAAGCUGCUCAUGCGGCCGCUUGGGCAGCCUACUACCAGGCUCAAGGGAUCAACCCAGCCGCUACCUAUUCUGCAGGACCUCAACCUGCUGGUCCAGCCGCAGGACCUGGUACAGCUGGAAACCCCUAUGCGAAUUACGGCUACGGUGCUGGAGCUCAGCAUGGGACAUAUCAAGCGCCUGUCCAACUUGGUGUGGGAGUAGCUGGACCCAGUCAACCCUUCAGACCACCUCCAGGCAAUCAAGCUUAUUCUCCUGCUCCUGGUGGGUACGGCCAACAAUCCGGUCAGUAUCCCCAACAAGCUCAAGCUUACAGCCCGAAUCCCACCGCUGGAUAUUCGACACCUCAACCGCAAGCACCACCAAUACAAGGUCAAGGUAGACCACCAUUGAACCAACAACCUGGAUUCGCUUGGGGUGCACAACAACCUACACCUGUUACUGGUACUGCACCAGGCUAUCGACCUCCUCAACCUCAACCAACUACGACAUAUCCUCAGCAAGCUGGAUCUGGACUCUACUAUCCUCAACCUGUUCAAGGUCAAACUCCUCAACAACAGCAAUUCGCUCCGACAGGUAAUCAACCUUAUAGACCUCAAGCUCAACAUUCGGCCUAUCGUCCACAAGGUGCUCGACCGCCCAGACCACCAAUGUCAACCCCUCAACCUGGAGGCUUCCCACCAGCCAAACGACCAAGGUUUGAUGGACCCGGCGCAACCGGAGCAGGUAUGGGGAUGGGAACUGGUGUGGUUAGACCUCCUAAUGGUCCUAUGCAAAAUUCAAUUAACAGACCUCCAUCUGCUCCCGCAGCUUUCAACACAGGUGUGAAUGGUGGUCAACCAGGUUUCAAUCAUUCUUCUUCUGCUUCUUCCUCUUCUCGGGGUGGUAGAGGUGCUGCGCCCAUCCCAACUUCCAGGCCACCCAUUCAUCUGGGGUCAGGUGGCCCUCCGCCGUUUGGAAUUGGAUUGGGUGUAAGGGGUGGUGCGCCUUUGAGAGGUGGUUAUAGUGGUAGAGGAGGGAGGGGAGGGGGGAUGGCAGGUGCUCCGAGAGGUCCUAGUGGAAUGAUGAGGAGGGAUACCAAUACUCCGACUGGGGGAGCUGCUAGGAGUUCAGUGCCUCCAUCUAAGAAGGAUACGCCUAGGAAAGAAAAGAGAAGGGAAGAGCUGAGGACUACAAUGACUGAUUUCAGAAUCGUUGGGAUCGAGGUGAAAGGAUUAGGGUGGAGUUGGGGUAAAGUUGAAGGACAAGAGGUUGAAGAAGAGGAGGAAGUGGUCAAGGCUGAAGAGAAAGACGAUGCUGUCACAACAGGAGAGGAAGGGAUUGAAGUGCCCUCUAUCGAAAACUCGGAUGUCAAAGAAGAAAUUAAGGAAGCUUCUGGCACCAACGGAGAAUCUGUCGAUUUGUCUAAAAUGGACGAGACCUCGGAAGAAGUCAAAGUAGAAGUGACUGAAACAAAUGAAGCUUCUGCAGUAGCCGGGAAUGAUGUGAUAGAAGAGAAAGAGAAGAGGGGUGAAAAGAGGAAAGCGAAGUCUCCUGAUUCUGAAGAAGAGACAGCCGCUAAGAAACGCAAUUCGUCAUACCUCCUUACUCAUAAUAAACCCAAUAUCCCGUCUACCUCUAAGAUCCCAACGUCUUCGAUAUUUGGAUCAAACCAAAAUCGAUUUAGAAUCUAUUUCGAUUCACCACCUGAAUUAGAUAGGAUACCUAAAUCCGCUCGCAGGAAGAGAGGAAGGGAGUCCUCGAGCGUUGCCCCUAGUGGAGCCGGUGAAAAUGAGGUGGGAGACACGGGAGUCGUAGAGGAAGCGGAAGAGGCUCAAAGGAUAAAGGAGGAAAUUGAAGCUGAAGCCGAGACUCAACCCGCUCAUCAGAACGGUGAAGAGGCUGAGGCUGAGCCUGAAACCCAAAUUGAGGAUGCUGCUGAGAAGAUCGAAGUCCCUACCAUCCCCGAGAUGACUGCGACUGAAAAUACCGAGACCCCUCCCGCUCAAAAUACUGAGUCUGAAGCUCAAGCGACAGCGGCAAUCGUUGAAGCACCUGAGACGACCCUAACCCUUGAGCAAGUCGUCGAGCCUGUACCAAUUGAGGAGGUUGGAGACGUACCGAUGACUACUGAUCCAGGACAAAUCCCUGCUAGCGAGACUCAAACUAUCGAAUCUGAACAUGUAGACCCCACAUCUGUCACCACCGAGCUCGAAGCCGUACCCGAUGCAGCUCCGACCGAUAUUGAGCCACCCAACACAUCUAUCGAUACAGCGAACAUCGUUGAUGCGGAACCUGUCAAUGGUGAAAAUUCUCGGCAAGACGAGAUUGUCGAAACUGUCAACUCUACCGAGGAGAAAACAAGAGCCAGGAGACAUAGUUCAGUCAGUUCAACCGAUUCUAGAGAUUAUCAAUCUACCAUUGCUGGCGAUCAGCAAAAUUCCCAAUCUCACUCACAAACUGCGGCUUCAAGUACUCAAAGAUCUGUGCCUAGUACGAAUAGACUAUCGAUCUUGUAUGAAAAGAGUUUAAGGAGGAUAUGUAUCGAUUCGGACGUUGUGGAAAAAGUGAAAAUUUGGAGGAAAGAAGGGAGGAUCGAAGUGGAAUUGAAAGAUCUGGAGUUUGAGAGUAAGGAAGCACAGGAGAUCAGGCUACCUAAGGGUAUAUUGGUCGAAAGUUAUGAUUCGAAUGAUCAGAGGUAUAUCACCCUGAAUUCAACUAGUAUAUCGACUUUCUUCGGUCAGCCUGAUUAUACGGUACCGACUGAAGAUGGACAAUCCAUACCGCCUUUCCAUAAAGUCCUAUCUGCGACUGUCAACAGCCCUUCUGAAAACCAAGGUGACUCUAGUGAGGUCGCUAAGGUUAAUGCAGCUCAGAACGGACAGAAUGACGAUAACGAUAUCAUCGCGAGCUCCGAGCAAGCUCAAAAUGUCAUACAUGAUGAAAGUCAGACUCAACCCGCUCCAUCUUCUGCUUCAAAGAUCACUCUCACCGUCUACCUGAACCGCAAAAACCCACUAUCAGAGCCCAAAUGGUGUAGAAACAAUUCGGCUGAUAAUUGGUUAUAUGAGCAAUUCGGUUCGAGGAGGAUAGAACAGGAUGAAGAGAAUGGUUUGAAAGGACUUGGAUUCGGUUCGGCGGGUUGGAAAGGGAAAUUGGAAGUGAUGGAUCCCGAUCCUGCUCCAACGCUCAAAUCAAUUCUUGAGCAAUGGUCUUCCACCUCUUCGUACGGUACAUCCUCAACCAGAGAAUCAUUCAUCUCCUCACUCCUUUCAUCACCUAUUGAAACGAUUGAGAUCCUCCUACGCUUGACUAGGGGAGAUCGAAAUCCUGUUUAUUCAUCGAAUCCUACAUAUUUCAAUAAAUCUUUCUCAUCUACCAUUAAGAAAGAAUCACCUUAUACAAAUCACCAGACUCAUAUAUCCUUGGCUGUUCUAGCAAUGUACCGUCUCACCACAGACUUGGUGGAUAAAGUAUCUACUGAUGAGUUAGAGAGAGAACAGGAGAGGAAGAAGUUGGACGAAAAUGUUAAUGAUAUUAUCAGGAGUUUACCGCUGAAUAUGAUCCAGAGGAGUUUGGAUGGGUUGUGGAAAGAGUGGAACGCUCAUAAUAAAGAUACAGGCAAGAAUGGAUCGUCCUCAAAAGAUAAAUAG